Molecule: messenger RNA, 4011 nt
Organism: Effrenium voratum
Lineage: Eukaryota; Dinophyceae; Suessiales; Symbiodiniaceae
Source: the annotation of a GenBank genome assembly
AUGUGCCAGAGGACCAGGCGUCCGAAUCCUCGUGUGGAGCUCUUCGCAAUUGCGCAGCUUCAGGCGGAAGAAGCCCGGAGGGAGGAGGCAGCAAAGCGCAAGGCAGGAGUCUCUGCGAUGCCUUCUCCUGACUUUGGGAACGUCGGAAAGGUUGGCCUGGAUGGCUGGGAGGAAGAUCCCUCAAGCGGCAGCACCCAGGUGGAUGCCUCCAAUAUGGAUGGUGGCACGCUGCCGUUCCAGAAUGCAGACAUGCCGGACAAUGGCUUCCCAGAUAUGACCAGUCUAGAUCACCUGCAUGAGCCGGCAUUGCUGCACAACUUGCGGCGGCGCUUUUUUUCUCAAGCGUGCCCAUACACGUACACUGCAGAUAUUGUUAUAGCCAUGAAUCCGUACCGAUGGUUUCCUCAACUGUAUACGGAUGAGAUGCGGAAAGAGUAUUUGGUGUAUGACCGGGCAAAGCUUGACCCCCACGUGUACACAACGUCGUCACUGGCAUAUUCAGGAUUGCAAGAAUCAAAGUCCAAUCAGACGAUAUUGGUCUCUGGCGAGUCCGGCGCGGGCAAGACCGAGACAGUGAAGAUUUUGAUGGCUCAUUUGGCUUUCAUGGCUUCUUCAGACGACGCGUCGCACAUUCGACGCAUCGUAGAGUCCAACCCUUUGCUGGAGUCCUUUGGCAAUGCGCAAACAGUGCGCAACGAUAACUCCAGUCGGUUUGGGAAGUUCAUUGAGCUGCAGCUGAACAGCGAGUGCCGGCUGGAAGGCUCAAAAUGUCGAACCUAUCUUUUGGAGAAGUCGCGCGUGGUAAGCCAGGAUUCCGGCGAGCGGAACUUCCACAUUUUCUAUCAGAUGCUGGCGGCUGACUCCGAAACCCGGACAGCUAUUGGCCUUGGAGAUGCAUCUUUGUGCCGAGACUCCUUGCGGUAUACCAGCAUGGGCGCCUCUAAGACAGACACCAUCGAGGGCAAGACAGAUGCCCAGCGAUUCCAAGGGACCGUAUCGGCCCUGGCCUUGCUGGCCAUUGAUGGCCCAAAGCUCACGCGCUUGCUGAGAGCAUUGGCUGCAGUCCUUUUGUUGGGACAGUUGGAAUUCGCCGGGAGUGAGGAGGCCUCCGCCUUGACGGAGGCAUCCAAACAAGCCGCUGCCACUGCCGCAGAGGUGCUCGCGGUGGAUGCCACAGAGCUGGAGCGAUCGCUCACCCACCGCACCAUCAGGAUGCGGAACGAGUCGGUGGUGAAGCAACUUCCGCCCUCGAGCGCUACAGGAAACCGUGAUGCGCUUGCAAAGGAGGUUUAUGCCAGAGUGUUUGAUUGGCUGGUCGAGCAGAUCUGCAUAGCCACUUGCGCUCCGUCGGAUCAAGCAAAGACAUUUGUAGGUUUGCUGGACAUUUUCGGGUUUGAGUCCUUUGCUAUCAACCGGUUCGAGCAGCUUUGCAUAAACUAUGCCAAUGAAAAGCUGCAGCAGAAGUUCACCCAUGAUGUUUUCAAGGCUGUGCAGCAGGAAUAUACUGCUGAGGGCAUACCUUGGGAUCGCAUUGAAUUCAAAGACAACGCGCCGAUCCUGGCUUUGAUUGAGUCAAAACUGGGCAUCAUAGCCAUGCUUAACGAGGAGUGUGUUCGGCCAAAGGGGUCGAACCAGAACUUUGUAUCCAAGCUGGUGUCAGUCCACAAAGAGGACCCUGCAUUUUCAGCACCAAAACUAGGGAAGAUGCGCGAGCUCCAAUUCAGCAUUCGCCACUAUGCUGGCGAGGUGAUGUACACGUCCGAGGGCUGGCUGGAUCGCAACAAUGAUGCGGUCUCAGAGGACCUGGUCUUUCUCAUGCGCAGCUCCGGCAAUGAACUGCUGGCCUCUCUGUUUCAGGAGGAUUCAAAAGGAAAGAGAGAUACGGUUGUCACCAAGUUCAAGAGUUCUCUAUCACAGCUGAUGGACACGAUUGGGCAGACGGGUACCCAAUACGUGAGGUGCAUCAAGCCAAAUCAGACCAAGUCGGCAGCAGAGGUCAACAACGAUAUGGUUGUGGACCAGCUGCGCUGCGCCGGUGUGAUCGAGGCCAUCCGCAUCUCCCGGGCCGGGUUUCCUGCCAGGAUGCCGCUGAAGGACUUCAGCCAGCGCUUCCACCUGCUGGUGCAGAGCUACUCCUCCAAGCGCUUGGCACAGUUCUCUUUGCGCACGCCGGUGGUCUUGGGCACGGAUGAAGUUGCCAACUGCCGAAAACUAUUGGCAUCCUUACUGGGCGCAGAUGAGCAAUAUCAGGUUGGGCGCACCCGCGUUUACUUCAAGACCGGCGUGCUUGAGUCGCUGGAAGAAAGGAGGGCGCUGUUGAUCCAGGCCGCUGCGGUGGAGCUGGGCCGAAUGGUACGCGGGCAUCAGACGAAGCGCUUGUUCCGGCGCAUGCAGCACAUUGCCAGGCGCGUGCAGGCGAUCUGGAGGAUGAACCUGGCAAGAAACGUUUAUCGGCGGAUACGGCGAGUCAUCCUUCUUUGCCAGGCGCGGCGCCGGGCGGUUCUGGCUGCGCGGCGGCUACACCAGCUCCGGCGCCAGCGCGCUGCCACGAAGAUCCAGGCGCAGUGGCGCCGACGCCGGGCCAUGAAGGAGCUGGAAUCUGCUCGAGGUGCCGCCAUCCGCAUACAGGCGCUGGCAAGGUGCUGGCUUUGUCGACGCCAUUUUCAGGUAAGCUUGGCCGAGUUCAAGGAACAGGCCAAGCUGGAGAAUCAAGUGAAAGCUCUGAAGGCAAAGCUGGAGGCCCAGGAACGGGCUGCAGCUGCCAAUGCCAAUUCGGCUGCUGCCAAUUCGGGCGACGCAAACUCGGGCGAGGCGCAGGCUCCGGCAGAGAUCCUGGAGGCACUGCAGGCCCUGGGCGCGGAGAAUGCCAAGCUGCACAUGGAGCUGGACCGCCUGCGGGAGGAGAACGACAAGCUUCGCAGGGAGAACCAGAAGCUUCGCGCCGCAGAUACCGCCCGGGGCGCAAAGUUGGCAUCGUACAGCCGCUCCAAGAAGUAUGCAGACGAUGAUCACAGAGGACGCGGUGACAACUCCUCUGAGUGCGGCCGGGAGGAGCGUCAAGACCAAGACAACAGCCCACGGAAUGCUCCGGAGACCCCAGCGGAAGCUGUAACAGCAGUGCGUUCCAUGCAGAUAUAUCCACCGCUGAACGAGUUUUGGGAGGACGUGCCGUGCAUGGGCAUACCUCACUUGGAAACUGGGUCCUUGGUACACAUCAAGCUGGGGCAGAACAUUCUCUUCGUGGACAUCCAUGGCAAGAGUCUGAUGUGGCAGGCGUGGAUGCACAACCACGCCGGCUACAGAAAUUGUAUGGGAUUUAUCGUGGAGAGAUGCUCAGAGCAAGACCAAAAGCAGAAGGCCAAGAGGUCAUCGAUUUGGGGUAGCUCACCCAAAGAUGCUUCGCAUCGAGCUUGUCACGACGGGCAAAGUAUCGGCGAUGCAUUUGUUCUUCGGUCAAGCUGGACCAGGAAGUAUGUGAAGAUGGGGGGCUUGUUGGACUGGUACUGCCUACAAGUCUCAGGCAAGAGUGCGGAUGAUGCGGCCGUAUUCACCUACAAGCCUUUGUACUGCGGUGAAAGCAGCCAGGCGGAGUCCUACAGUUUCGCUCUAAAGCUGCAUGGGAAGGACAAAUACCUUUGCCUGCAGAGCGAUGGGGCUGUUGCCAUGGAGAAGGUUGGAGAUGUGGACAGCGCGUCUAACAAGCCGAACUUGAUCGCUGGCUUGGAAUGCCUUUUGCCUGCUACCUCCUACGAUAUUGUCAUCUACGAUCAGCAGAUUGGCCUCACCGUGAGCAAAGAUUUGCCACUUCGAGUCGUGGGCUUCAAAAAUGUGCAGAACUCGGGACCUCCGGAAGCAGGCCCCGCGGAAGCGAGCGGCCGCGUGCGCUUGGGUGAUGUGAUCACCAAUGUCAACGGACAGGACGUUACGCGAUCUCAGCGUGAAGAUGUGUUGCACCUCAUCAACGCUGACCGACCAGUAACUUUGCGCUUUCUGUCGAUUGACCCAACAUGA